Messenger RNA from Elaeis guineensis (African oil palm), 2050 nucleotides. NCBI's taxonomy places the organism in Eukaryota, Viridiplantae, Streptophyta, Magnoliopsida, Arecales, Arecaceae. The record is from RefSeq and is a predicted model, not a curated record.
UUAAAACGAUCGGGAUGAAAAUUGUUGAAAAAUGUGAUGGUCUUCCUCUUGCAGUCAAGGUUAUUGCAGGGGUUCUAAGGUCGAUGGAUAGAAGCACCAUAGAAUGGAAUAAGGUUCUCGAAAGUGAUGCUUGGUCCAUGAGCCAACUUCAUGAAAAACUCCCAAGAGCUCUAUUUUUGAGUUAUGAAAAUUUACCAUCGGAUCUUAAACAGUGUUUUCUUUAUUGCUCGUUGUUUCCUGAGGACUAUAAAAUGCAUCGCAAGGAUCUCAUUCAUUAUUGGGUGGCCGAAGGUUUUGUAAAAGCAACACAGGGAGAUGCACUUAUGGAAGAUCUGGCAGAGGAUUACUAUAAGAAAUUAAUUUGGCGGAACCUUUUACAUGGUCAUGGUGAUAACACUUGGUGCACAAUGCACGAUCUGUUACGUUCCCUUGCUCUUUUUAUGAUUCGUGAUGAGAGCAUUUUUCUUGGCAACGAGCAAUCACCUAACACAAACCCGUUGAGUAAACUUCGUCGCUUGUCGAUGGUGAACGCGGGGGAGAUUUUGGAAGUUCCUGAUGUAAUAAAACAGCAAAAGUGCUUAAGAUCCCUUCUUGUUUGGAGUAGUUAUAAGACCAAGAUUGUCCAGAAUGAACUUUUUGAAAAUUUGAGAUAUCUGCGAGUCAUGAAGCGGAGCAACACGAGACUUGAGAGCCUUCCGGAUUCUGUAGGAGAUCUUUUGCACCUGAGAUAUCUAAAUCUAAAUUGGACGCAAAUCAAGGAGUUGCCAGAGUCCAUUGGGCGCCUUGUAAACUUGGAGAUACUAAACCUGUCAGAUUGUAAAUCCUUACAUACUCUCCCUAAGGCCAUCACAAAAUUGUACAAUCUAAGGUGCCUUCGUCUCCAAGGUACUCCAUUGAGUUAUGUACCAAAGGGAAUAGGUAAAUUACAACGUCUUAACCAUCUUGAAGGAUUUGUGGUCGGCCAUGAUGACAGAAGAGACACGCAAGAUGACGAGGGGUGCGGCCUGGAGGAGCUACAAUCUCUGUCUCAGCUGAUAUUCCUGUCGAUACGAAGGUUGGAGAGGGCACUACCAGGGGGAGCUCUGGUGCUCACGAACAGCCGCUCUCUGAGGACACUAAUUUUGGAAUGCAACAAACCUGGAUAUGCGGAAGAAGCAAUUGCAAUCCAGAGAAAUGACAAGACUUAUAAUGAGCUCUCUCCUCAAUCCACCCACCUACAGAAACUUGAGAUUCAUAACUUCAUUGGUACUGGAUUUUUCAGCUGGAUGAUGUCCUCUCCUUUAAGUGCCUCUUUUCCUAAUUUGACAUCCAUAACACUGGAUAAUUGUAUAUCAUUCCCGCAGCUUCCUCCACUAGGCCUGUUGCCCCAGCUGCAAUCACUUAUAAUUAAAGAUGCAGAUGCAAUCAAAACUAUCGGACCUGAAUUUCUUGGACCCCGUGCAUCGUCAGCAGCGACUUCAUUUCCCAAGCUUGAAGAGCUGCAAUUUUUUGGGAUGAAGAACUGGGAAGAAUGGUCGUUUGGUAUGGUGGAGGGGGUUGGUGAAGAAAGAAGAGGAGCCCCCAAGUUGCUGCCUUAUCUCAGCAAGUUGGGUCUUUGUGGAUGUCCCAAGCUGAGAUCUCUUCCUCCACUGGGCCUGUUGCCCCAGCUGAAAUCCCUUUGCAUUGAGACAGCAGAUGCAAUCAAAACUAUCGGACCUGAAUUUCUUGGCCCCCGUGCAUCGUCAGCAGCGACUUCAUUUCCCAAGCUUGAAGAGCUGGAAUUUUAUGGGAUGAAGAACUGGGAAGAAUGGUCGUUUGGUAUGGUGGAGGGGGUUGGUGAAGAAAGAAGAGGAGCCCCCAAGUUGCUGCCUCGUCUCAUGACAUUGACACUUGAUGGUUGCCCCAAGCUCAGAGCUCUUCCUCCACUGGGCCUGUUGCCUCAAUUGAAAUCCCUUUAUAUUAAUGAUGCAUAUGCAAUCAAAACCUUCUUGGCCCCCGUGCAUCGUCAGCAGCGACUUCAUUUCCCAAGCUUGAAGUGCUGAUAUUCGAAGAGAUGUCCAACUGGGAAGAA